Molecule: messenger RNA, 3501 nt
Organism: Adelges cooleyi (spruce gall adelgid)
Lineage: Eukaryota; Metazoa; Arthropoda; Insecta; Hemiptera; Adelgidae
Gene: SMC6
Product: structural maintenance of chromosomes protein 6
Exons: 3
Coding region: 207-3350 (1047 amino acids)
Biological process (GO): double-strand break repair via homologous recombination
Cellular component (GO): nucleus; site of double-strand break; Smc5-Smc6 complex
Molecular function (GO): damaged DNA binding; single-stranded DNA binding
Source: RefSeq, a predicted model, not a curated record
UAAAUUGUAAACGACCAACGUUUAACUUAUAAAAUAUCUAAAUAAUCUGAUCGCCGCUGCCGUUAGUUUUGAGUGACAAAAAAAUGAUUAUUCACUAUUAACUGAAACGUGAAUGUCCAAUUCAUGUGAAUUGUGUGACUAUCAUUUUCGAAAUAAGGUCUAUAUCAAUAAAUCAGUUCAAUGUUUAGAUAAAAUAGUUAUUCAAUAUGAGUUCUAGCCAUAGCCAAAAAAAUAGCGAAGAAGAAGGAGAAUUUUCUGAUGACGAUUGGUACAACGGUAGUAUAAAAUCCAUUACGCUUGAAAAUUUCAUGUGUCAUUCUAAUUUCCAUUUGACGCUAAACCCAAGAAUUAACUUCAUAUCUGGAUUAAACGGAAGUGGAAAGAGUGCCAUUCAAACCGCACUGGUAGUUGGCUUAGGUGGACGAGCAACCAUUACUAAUAGAGCCACUUCAAUCAAGUCCUUAAUAAAAUAUGGUUGUCAUUCGGCUUUGAUAUCGAUAACAUUGGCAAACGGCGGAGAUGGUAAUUUUGACUCGGGACCUUAUCGACCGGAAGUGUACGGGAAACAGAUAACUGUGGUAAGACAAAUCACAGAUGCAGCCAGUUCUUAUAAAUUUCUCAACGAAUCUGGUCGUUCCGUAAAAGGCAAUAAAAAUGAACUGAAAAACAUGGUGCUUCACUUUAACAUUUUAGUGGAAAACCCAAUAUGUGUUAUGAACCAAGCAAUGGUGAAAACAUUUCAUAAAAGCGCCAACCCAAAGGCCAAAUAUGAAUUGUUCUAUAGAGCUACGUCUGCUGACGUGUACAGCGAAAGUAUUGAAAAUACAAAACGUAUUGGCGAAGAAUACUAUGAAAAAUGGCAAAAUGCUAAAGAAGUUCUGGAGCAGUGUUUCAAAGAAGUGAAAGAGUACGAAGUUUACGAAAAGAAGGCCAAACAGUUGGAAACGAUUAAGAAGAGCAGGAGUCAUUUUCAAAAUGAAUACGCCUGGCAUAUUGUAUCGAGACUUGAAAAAGAAUACGACAGAAUUAAAGGGCAGAUAACGGACCACAAGGAGGACAUUACUAAUUACGGCGACAAAAUCCACAAUUUAGAGAAAAAAAUUGAAAAUGCAUCGGAAAUUUUAAAGGUCAAAAAGGAUGAACUGUCCAAUGCCCAAGAAGCUCGCUCUCGUAACCAUUUCGAUCUUAUGGAAGCAAAAAAGGAGAAACAGAAUAAAGCAAGCGAAUACGACAUAAUCAAACAAACGGUUAGGAAUUAUGAAUCAACGUUGCGAAUGUUAAUGAACGACAAAAAAGAAUUGGAAAAGCAUAUAGCUAUUGAAAACCAGAAAGGCAAUACUAAUAGCAUUGGCCAGUUUAAGGAAUCGCUAAAACGUUACGAGCAAACUAUUGCCGAAGUGGAGGCCGCCUGGAAAACCAACGUGGAACACGAGCAGACUCUUAAUAAUACAAUCGACGAUAUAAAACAGAAAAUUGGCAAUUUGAAAAACAACGAGAUAGGUCCAUUGCAAAGAAGAGUGGGUGAACUUAACAGAAACAUUGCCAGUAUGUCCCAACAACAAGAUCGAAUCAACUUUUACGGUAACUGGAUGCCGAAUUUAGUGAAUGCUAUCGAAACUGCUUUUGCACAAAACAAGUUCAUUAAAAAACCCAUCGGACCUAUUGGGGCACACAUAAAAGUAAACAAUGACAAGUGGAUAUUCUCUAUAGAAAAUCACUUGGGCAGAGGUGCUCUGAGAACGUUCUUAGUCGAUAAUUUCACCGACAACAAAGUGCUUCAAGCAAUAAUGGAUAGGACAAUACCGGGCGGUACAAGGAAGCCGACUGUAAUCACGAGUAAAUUUUUCGAUCACAUUCAUAACAUCAUGGAAAAAGAAACGAAAAAUAGCCUUUUUCGCAUGCUAACGUUUACCAAUCCGGUUGUUGGUAAUUGUUUGAUCGACAAUAACCAAAUCGAAACAAUAAUGCUCGUCGACGAUACCGUCGAAGCGAUGCCCAUGAUGGAGAACGUAUCCAAAGUGCCUAGAAAUUGUCAUUUUAGUCUGACGUUGGACGGCACUCAAGUUUAUCCUAGCCCAUCUUAUAGAGUCUAUUCUUUGCAAAACCCAUGCGAACCCGUUCUUUUACAAAGUGACGUUUCAGUGGCGAUAAACAAUUUGAAGCGCGAAAAAAACGAUCUAGAAAUAAAAAUCCGUAAACUCAAUCAGGAAUGUGAAUCUCUCGAACAGUCUAAAAAUGAAAAGAAAAAUCUCUUGAAUAAAACAAACACGGAAACCAGACUGUUGAAGUCGAAAUUCGACGAAUACUCAAAAAAGAUAAACAGCCUCAGAGCCAAGUGCGACGAAGAACAAGACGAUAGAAUCACGACGCUCACCGAAGAAAUGAACGACGUGAAUUCCAAAAUAGCCAAAGCGGAAAAAUCCAAAGAAGACGCGAUGAAACCAAUACCUAAGUAUGAAAAGGAAAUUUUAGAGAUCAACGAGCGGUUGCUUAAAAUUCAGUCGACAAUUGAGAAAACGGACCGCUCGGCAAUUAUGGAACAAAUAGAAACUCUCGAGUUCCAAGUGAAGGGCAAUCGGUUGAAAAUAUCACAAAUCAACGACGAUUUAAAAACCAAAACGACCGCGUUGAGAGAAUUGGAAAAAAAAGCCGAUAGCGUGAAAAAAAAUGUCGCUAAAAAGGAGGAAGAGGCCAAAACUCUGUGCGAGAAAAUCGAAACCGCUCGCGACGAAGAAGACAUCCGGAGAGACAUCGAAGAAACCAAUCACAAGAAUCAACUGCUUGAAAUGGAACUGAAGAAAAAAGAUGUCAAUCACCUCGUGCUGAGAGACGAGUACAAAAAGAAAAAACAAGAAUUCCUUCAGCACAAAACGUUGCUUAAUCAAAUCGAAGAAAUAUACAAAACCAAUAACAAAUUGAUAGAAUUGGGAAUAUCGUUUUUAUGCAACUACAUUGAAGUCGUUCGACUCAAAGUGAUCGAGUCGUUUGAUUUGGUUUUACUUUUGCGCAAAAUCAAAGGCAAACUUGAAAUAGAUCAAAACGAAGGCGGCUCGAUGACUAUUACAAUGUUUGACAACAUAAGCACUUCAUGCGCGUCGGGCGGCGAAAGGACUUUUGCGACCGUCGCUUUGAUCUUAGCUCUGUGGAGCAACGUGCAACUUCCGUUCUACUCCAUUGACGAGUACGAUGUUUACAUGGACAACGUUAAUAGGUUGGCUACUACUCAGCUGCUGAUGAUGGCCAUUGAAAACAGGAAAAAUCAGUUUAUAUUCUUAACUCCUCAGGAUAUAUCACAUAUACAGAGUUCUCACAAUAUAAGAGUUGUCAAGUUAAAAGAACCAAGAUCAUAACCAGUAUGUUUGUUGUUCAUUUUGUUGUACUUGUAAAAUUCUAUUCUUUAUGUAUUUUAUUUUAAUUAAUUACAGUUUUGAGUUGUGUAAUAUUUAAUCAGUUAUAUAUAUUUUUUUUCAUUUAAUUUUAGCAAUAUUGUCAUUUUUUUUU